Molecule: messenger RNA, 123 nt
Organism: Phytophthora nicotianae INRA-310
Lineage: Eukaryota; Oomycota; Peronosporomycetes; Peronosporales; Peronosporaceae
Exons: 2
Coding region: 1-123 (40 amino acids)
Source: RefSeq, a predicted model, not a curated record
AUGAUCGGACAUGAACACCAAGCUCUUUCACCACUAGCUGUGGAAAUGCUGCUCUUCCUCAAGGUCAACGCUUCGUACUGGGAUGUUGAAGAUGUUGACAGUACCACGACGCAAUCCAUAUAA